Anopheles coustani is the source of this 2157-nucleotide messenger RNA. RefSeq names its product tectonic. Gene Ontology annotation, biological process: cilium assembly. The coding region runs from base 1 to 2157 and encodes 718 amino acids. Gene Ontology annotation, cellular component: ciliary transition zone. The transcript has 4 exons. Lineage: Eukaryota; Metazoa; Arthropoda; Insecta; Diptera; Culicidae. The record is from RefSeq and is a predicted model, not a curated record.
AUGGUAACCCAUUGCUGUGUGAUCUUGCUGUCGACGUUACUGAUAGCUGUCCCCAUCGCUGCUAGGGACGAUCGAAACGUGCAGCGAUUCGUGAAGAUCGACCUAUCCAAGAUAAACGUUAAAAGUACAACCGACUCGAACAAUGUCAGCACUACAUCCACGGAGACUUCACCAACUACAGAAGGAUCUACUACCUUGGGAACUUCAGCUUCUACUACGGCUAAGCCUACUAUUGCAGCUCCAGGUAACAUAACAUCAACGACUGCUGGGCCAAUAACGGAGAGCACGUCAGUCACUGUACCGCCAGUUACAACUUCAACGGCCACUACCGUUGAUACCACCAUGUCGAUCGAUUUCGAUCCAACGUUCCCACUACUCAAGGAAGGCCGUGCGGCCAAGCUCGUCCCGAGGGGAUACUUCUGUCAGUGUGAUCUGAAGAUUAAUGCCUGCGACGUUAACUGCUGCUGCGACAUUGACUGCAACGAGGCCAUCCUGAAAGCCUUCCAUUGCGACGAGGAGCAACUGCACCGGGACGAGUAUCAUCACGACGCAGGGCUACAGUCCUGCCGUGUCCAGGGCGGACUGUUCUGUCUCGUCGAGCCGAUCCACGAGGAGGGAGAUGAGAGCUAUUAUGAUCCGAAAAGACUCCCAGCUGCUACCAGGUUCAAGUGGAAGGAUGUAUUCCCGGUCGACGCAACCGAUCCGAACGACAUCCGGAUCGACCAUUAUCGAGUGGGGGAUAUCGUGUACUUCUUCAAUGAAACCAGCGAGACUGUUCAAUUGUUUGACCUCCCUUACUCUCUGACCGAUAGUGUAUGUCAGAUAAGUCAGCCAGUGCGCUUCCUCCGUGAAAGCAGCAACAUUUGCCGGCGCACGGUGGAAGAACUGGUGGCGUUCAAUCGUGCCUUCGUAGAGCACUAUCGAUCGGUACGGUUCUUCCGAACACCCAAGAAAUCUACCGUCAUGGAACACUACUGCGUGGAGGAGCAGGACUGUAUUAAUGUUACCUUAUCCGUGUGCCAUCCGGUGGGUGAAGGUGGUUCCGGAUGGAACUGCUCUGCACAGAAUGUCAACACAACGUCCAACGCCACAUCGGACACCACAGCGGACUUCCUUGAGGAAGAUGUCGGUGGCAUGGGUACUUGUGAUAGGUUAGAGAUACAUUUUUAUAACAACUACACGCACUUGCUGGAGGUGAGAAUGAAGUUGUUCUGUCAUCCCGACACGCCAGAUUCCUGGAUGGAUACAUCCGUGUGGCAACGGGUGGCCGUAAAGUUCCCCGUAGCGUAUCGUAAGCUCAGUAAUUCUUCACGCUCGGUCAGCGGAAACCUGGGGUAUCUGAUCGGGAAACCUCUUAUCGUGUCGCACCUAGAAAAAGGACCGAAUGGAACACUCGGGGCAGGUGGUUUGGAACCGAACGCACCUUCCGAGCGCCCUCUUAAACUGAUGCUAGCCUACUUCACCAAUGAAACGCGGCUUCCUGAUGAAUCCUUUCGCCUGCGACUUCCGAUCAGCAAGGUUAACCGAUGUACGCUAUCGGACGAGUCCUACCAAACGAUCAACUUUGGUGUGAACUCCUGGCACCGGUGCAACUUCGUGCUGGUAGAUGGGGGAAACGUUAGCACGGAGUCCACCCAGAACUACACCCAACUUUGCCGUCAGCUUCAGGAAAAACUUUACGAACAUCUGCUCCACGGUGUGCGCAAAACUAACGACGGCUACGACAACCUAAAUCUGUACCUCUCGAAAUACGGCAAUCCGAUCAACAAAACCACCGACUGGGUUCAGCUACGCACGGUGAACGUGAUUGCUGAGGCUAAACCGGGUUCCGAUACGGAUACGUCGACUCCGCACGAUGGCGGACAUGAUUACUUCACCUGCAGCAACAUGUUGAUUAACGUCGACUAUCGGUUCUACUAUGCGCUCCAGCGCGUACAUGACGUGCGCCAUCAGGCCAUACUGCACACCGGAGAGGUGGUGUUUGGCCCCCGAGUUAACUUGCGCUUCCGGCGGGACGAAGAGGUGCGUGUGCCGAUCUUUGUGCAGGUUCAGUUCUUCGAUCUUACCGCGUCCGCGGGCGUCGGACUUACGAUCCCGGCAAAUCCAUUGCUCCUUGGAUUAUUAGUAUGUCUUUACGUGUGCAUUUUUCAUCCGUAA